GGUGGGUUGAGGGUCGGGCACCUAUUGGCUGGGUUUGUGGGGCGCGGCCGCUGCCGGCGGUUAUCGACGGAGGCUCCGCCCCAGAAGCUCGAGACGCUCCCGAUCUGGCAGCUCCCAUCAAGGGGGGGAGGGGAGUGGCUUUUCUCUGAAGGGGGCAGAGCCUGUGGCUGAGAGCCGCUGGGUGUCAGGACGUACGGUUGACCGUCCGUCCAUUCGUCAAUCCGUUUGCCGGUGCUAAAAGACAGGCAGAGGAUUUAUAAAAAAAUCGGACAGCGACAUCUUUCUUGUGUUGUAGUGUGUGUUUGUGUGUGAAUGAAUGUGUGCGUUGGCCUGAUUUCCGAAGGACGGUAGCAGGCAGCAGCUGUGAAGCUUCUCUGCAUUAUUGUUAGUACCGCCACCUUCUCCAUCACCAUAGACACCAAGAGCCAGAGAGGAGCGAUCCAAAUCACAGGGCUACAAUCCCCGAAAGAAGCGCACAACUACUCUACUCUCACUUCGGGAGCUUAUAUAAAAAAUAUAAAAGGCGGCAGCCAAACAUGACAACUGCGACUUCACCUAUUCUGCUUAAAUGGGAUCCCAAAAGCCUAGAAAUACGUACUGUGACAGUGGAACGAUUACUGGAACCAUUGGUCACACAGGUAACUACCCUUGUGAACACAAGCAGCAAGGGUCCAUCAAGUAAGAAGAAAGGUCGAUCCAAGAAAGCACAUGUACUGGCUGCUUCUGUAGAACAAGCAACUCAGAAUUUUUUAGAGAAGGGGGACCAGAUUGCAAAAGAGAGUCAGGAUCUGAAGGAGGAACUUCUGGUGGCGGUGGAUGAUGUACGUAAACAAGGAGAAAGUAUGAGAAUUGCAUCUGCAGAGUUUGCAGAAGAUCCCUGUUCUUCCGUAAAGCGUGGAACCAUGGUUCGGGCAGCCCGUGCUCUGCUUUCUGGAGUAACACGCUUGUUGAUCCUUGCUGACAUGGCAGAUGUCAUGAGGCUUUUAACUCAUUUAAAAAUUGUAGAGGAAUCUUUGGAUGCUGUGAAGAAUGCCACCAAUGAGCAGGAUCUGGCCAGUCGCUUCAAGGAAUUCGGGAAGGAGAUGGUCAAACUUAAUUAUGUGGCUGCUAGAAGACAGCAGGAACUGAAAGACCUUCACUCUAGGGAUGAAAUGGCAGCAGCUCGAGGUGCUUUGAAGAAGAAUGCUACUAUGCUCUAUACUGCCUCCCAAGCAUUCCUCCGACAUCCUGAUGUAGCUGCUACCAGAGUGAAUCGCGAUUAUGUCUUCAAACAAGUACAAGAGGCUAUUGCCGGAAUUUCAAAUGCAGCCCAGUCGACUUCAGUGCCAGAUGAUAAACAUGGACCUAUUGGCAUUGGUGAGCUAGCUGCAGCACUGAAUGAAUUUGAUAAUAAGAUAAUUUUGGAUCCUAUGCACUUCAGCGAACAGCGAUAUAGGCCAUCUCUUGAGGAGAGGUUGGAGAGUAUUAUCAGUGGGGCUGCACUGAUGGCCGACUCUUCAUGCACACGUGAUGAUCGACGUGAGAGAAUUGUGGCUGAGUGUAAUGCUGUACGACAGGCUCUUCAGGAUCUUCUAACUGAGUACAUGAAUAAUACUGGGAGGAAAGAGAAAGGUGACCCACUCAAUGCUGCCAUUGAAAAAAUGACAAAGAAAACAAGGGAUCUGCGACGACAGCUACGCAAGGCUGUCAUGGAUCACAUCUCUGACUCGUUUUUGGAGACCAAUGUCCCUCUUUUGGUGCUUAUUGAGGCAGCAAAGAGCGGCAAUGAAAAGGAGGUGAAAGAAUAUGCACAAGUCUUCCGUGAACAUGCCAACAAACUGGUUGAGGUCGCAAACUUGGCAUGCUCCAUCUCAAAUAAUGAGGAAGGCGUGAAGUUGGUUCGCAUGGCGGCAACACAGAUCGAUAGCCUCUGCCCACAGGUAAUUAAUGCAGCAUUGACUCUGGCUGCUCGGCCCCAGAGUAAAGUUGCUCAAGAUAACAUGGAUGUCUUCAAAGACCAAUGGGAGAAGCAAGUACGCGUUUUGACGGAGGCUGUCGAUGACAUCACUUCAGUUGAUGAUUUUCUGGCUGUAUCAGAAAAUCACAUAUUGGAGGAUGUGAACAAGUGUGUGAUAGCACUGCAGGAAGGUGAUGUAGACACACUUGAUAGGACUGCUGGGGCCAUCCGAGGACGGGCAGCAAGAGUUAUCCAUAUCAUCAGUGCUGAGAUGGAGAAUUACGAGCCUGGUGUAUACACUGAGAAAGUAAUGGAGUCCACAAAGUUACUCUCAGAGACUGUUAUGCCUCGUUUUGCUGAACAAGUGGAAGUCGCAAUUGAAGCAUUGAGUGCAAAUCCCCCACAGGCUUUCGAGGAGAAUGAGUUCAUAGAUGCUUCACGCUUAGUUUACGAUGGAGUACGUGACAUAAGGAAAGCAGUGCUGAUGAUAAGGACUCCAGAAGAACUGGAGGAUGAUUCAGACUUUGAACAAGAAGACUAUGAUGUCCAGAGCCGAACAAGUGUUCAGACCGAGGAUGACCAGCUUAUUGCAGGGCAAAGCGCACGGGCUAUCAUGGCUCAGUUGCCACAAGAGGAAAAAGCAAAGAUUGCUGAGCAAGUGGAGAGCUUCCACCAGGAGAAGAACAAGCUUGAUGCCGAGGUCGCGAAAUGGGAUGACAGUGGCAAUGACAUCAUUGUCUUAGCCAAGCAGAUGUGUAUGAUUAUGAUGGAAAUGACCGAUUUCACCAGGGGCAAGGGUCCGCUAAAGAAUACAUCCGAUGUAAUCAACGCAGCAAAGAAGAUUGCGGAGGCAGGGUCCAGGAUGGAUAAACUAGCUCGAGCUGUUGCUGACCAGUGUCCUGAUUCUGCCUGUAAGCAGGAUUUGUUGGCCUACCUACAGCGCAUUGCACUCUACUGCCACCAACUCAAUAUCUGCAGCAAGGUGAAGGCAGAAGUCCAAAACCUGGGAGGAGAGUUGAUUGUAUCUGGGGUAAGCAGCAAUUAA
Chiloscyllium plagiosum (whitespotted bambooshark) is the source of this 2981-nucleotide messenger RNA. NCBI's taxonomy places the organism in Eukaryota, Metazoa, Chordata, Chondrichthyes, Orectolobiformes, Hemiscylliidae. The record is from RefSeq and is a predicted model, not a curated record.